CAUGAGCUUGCUUUCAUUCAUAAUCCCCCAUCAGAACUGAUCCCCUGCCCAAGCCUGCCUGCAUUGGAUUCCCUCAGUUCACUCAACUUCUGCUGGUGCAUCUGCCUCACUUCUGACCAGCCAGGUUCAGUCAUUCUUUGUUCAACAUCCAUCGUAGGUUUGCUCCAAUCAAUCGCAAUCGCAACUGCAUACGUAGCCGAGCCCCGAUAUCAGACUAUCAUUCAAAGCCUCAGGAAAGCUUGUACCCACUUUACAAGUACACUUGAUACAGUAGGAAAACUCCCUGCACGCACCACAACAUCCCGUCAUCUGUGGGACGGUCCGCAAAACGAAUUAUUGCCAACGACACCAAACUAGCCCGCCCGACCAACUGACAUUCACCUCCGCCUCUACCUAGUUCCCUCCCCCUCAAUUCACACAUCCAUCAGCGAUCCACCCUUGGCCCUCUUCCAUCCCACAACCACAAUCGGAAUUCUUGCCCUCGGGGAUUCGUCAAUGGCCUGUGACAACCGUUAGUAGCUGUGUCUGGCGUGCUGCGUGGGAGUCUUCCCCGCUCACCGGGACACGGGAUUGAAAAUACCACGGCGAUAACAGGACUUGCUUGCUUCUACUUGCAGAAGGGAGCUGCUUCUCCUCUGCCACUCCGCGACGAAGCUAGGCAUAUACUCGCGCCAUAUCAUACUUUACAAUGUCGCAUGAACGCAGCACGCCAUCAUCCCCCGGAUCCGAGGACUUUGCUGCGGUCCAUUCGACUUCGGGCACCAAUUAUGCCAACCUGCCCCCAGGCAUUGCCGAUGGCCAUGGGCAUCUUACGCUGAUAGAGAAAUUUGCGAUGGGUAGAGGCGAAUCGAGCUUUCAUGCAUUGGCGGGUGCGGCAGGAGGUUUUACAUCGGGGGUGGUUACUUGUCCAUUGGAUGUCAUUAAAACCAAAUUACAGGCACAAGGAGGCUUUAGAGCGGCCCAAGGAGCGGCGGCUUCUUUGGCGACUCGGGCGAGAUACAGUGGCAUGGUGGGUACGGCCAGAGUCAUUUGGAGAGAAGAAGGCUUGAAGGGGCUGUAUAGAGGAUUGGGACCGAUCAUUUUGGGCUAUCUUCCAACGUGGGCGGUGUGGUUUACGGUCUACGGAAAAUCGAAAGAUUUCUUCUCGCAUUACAACUGUAUGAGUUGGAAGUCCCUGGGAGGUUCGAGGAACUUGGCUGACGUUGGCAAUAGCAAAUGUGAACGUGGUAAAUUUGAGCUCAGCAAUCGUCGCCGGAGGUUCUUCGACCAUGGUCACCAAUCCGAUAUGGGUGAUCAAGACCCGACUGAUGUCGCAAGUUAGCAGAAAAUCCAUGUCAACUGAUGCACGACCACCAUGGCAUUACAAAUCCACAUUCGAUGCGGCUAAGAAGAUGUACAGAACAGAAGGAGUUCUCUCCUUCUAUUCCGGUCUUACACCAGCACUUUUGGGGUUAACGCAUGUUGCUGUACAAUUUCCUGCAUAUGAGUAUCUCAAAAGAAGAUUUACCGGCCAAGGAUUGGGCGAGUCUGUGGAGGGUGAUGAAGAACACCAUGUUCUUGGAAUUUUAUCCGCCAGUGUACUCAGCAAGAUCAUGGCAAGUUCAGCAACAUAUCCCCACGAAGUCAUACGAACUAGACUGCAGACACAACAACGAUCCAUGCCAGCAACUUCCACCGAAUAUGCAGCGUUCCGCGGUGGUCUUGAAGGGGGCGAAUAUAAACCUUCGGGCAAGGCAACAACCACAGCGACAUUACCAAAAUAUAAAGGAGUCGUCAUGACUUUCAAGACCAUUUUGAAAGAGGAAGGAUGGAGGGCUUUUUAUGCUGGAAUGGGGACCAACAUGAUGCGUGCGGUGCCAGCAGCUACUACUACCAUGGUUACAUAUGAGUAUGUAAUGCAACAUCUCAACCACGCCAAGGCGGAAGGUCUCCAUAAAUCUGAAGGAGACCUGUAAGGCAUGGGGAAAGUACAUAUGGGGUUUGUAUAGAUCUCGAGGAAGCUACUCACGUCUUGUGUUUUGGGGUUUUGUCAAAAGGAUGGAGGCACACGUGCAUUCUGCCGUUUUUCAUUUUCCGAUUCAGCAUGUUAUACCGGACCACAACUGGGUGGAACGAGUCGAUUGGUAACUAAAUGCAUUUGGGUUGGGUGCUGGGUUGUUAAGGGGAAUAGUACAGCGUGAAUAUCUCGGAUACCUUUGAACCCUCUUGAUUUGGGGUUUUUGUAGCAUAGAUGGGAGAGGCGCCAUCGUUGGCAUUGGUUGUCUUUCGGAUUUCACAAUUCUUAAUGUUCU
Molecule: messenger RNA, 2291 nt
Organism: Hymenoscyphus albidus
Lineage: Eukaryota; Fungi; Ascomycota; Leotiomycetes; Helotiales; Helotiaceae
Source: the annotation of a GenBank genome assembly